Purpureocillium lilacinum is the source of this 528-nucleotide messenger RNA. The record is from RefSeq and is a predicted model, not a curated record. NCBI's taxonomy places the organism in Eukaryota, Fungi, Ascomycota, Sordariomycetes, Hypocreales, Ophiocordycipitaceae.
AUGCAGGACGCAAUGGCCCUCUUGCGUUCCGACCUUUUUACCUCUCCCAACAUGUCCUUGAGCUGGCACCCGCCAACUACCCUAGACCCUUGGGUGCACUGGCCGACACCCGAGCAAACUGGCAACCUCCCGACAGCCCUCGCCAUCGGGGAACCCAGCCGGCACGAGAUAUCGCGCGGGCUGAGGGUCGAGGUGAGUGAUCGCAUUUGUCCCCCAGCAGCCUCCCGAUGCCCUGUCCCCAACGCAAACGACGAGGGGCCCUCUCACCCGCGGGUCUACCGGUCUGUCUCAGCCGGGACCAUGGGGGCGAGGCUGCCGGGCGCGUGUGUAUUACCUGACAUGCCGCAGAGUGCGCGAGACUGUGGGGAUUCAGUCAGGCCCCGGUUCUCGGCCAGCCUCACAUCUGUGAAUGAAAGAAUGUGCGGGCCCCGCGGUUGUGCAUACAAGGGGUCCCGACUGCCUGGACCGCUCGUGCAAGACCAUGUUGUCGUGAGGCUGCAGCAGAAUCACGUCCCGACUUCGCUUUGA